Messenger RNA from Schistocerca serialis cubense, 1199 nucleotides. RefSeq lists its product as uncharacterized. The record is from RefSeq and is a predicted model, not a curated record. The coding region runs from base 55 to 987 and encodes 310 amino acids. The transcript has 3 exons. Lineage: Eukaryota; Metazoa; Arthropoda; Insecta; Orthoptera; Acrididae.
GGCCCGGUCUGCAGAACCGGCCGACGCUCACCGCCGCCGCGACGCGCCGCCGACAUGAAGCCGUCGACGCUGCUGGUGCUGUUCGCCUCGCUGUCCGUAGCUCUUCUCGCUGCACCGGUCUCCGCCAACCCCGUCCACAGUCGCGAGAAGAGGGGGAUCGAGUAUGGCCCUCCAGUGCACCAUGAAGAGCAUCACGACCACCAUCAGCCAGAGGGCAUCUGGAAGAAGAAACUCGUCUGGAAAGAAGAAUGGGUGAAAGUGUGGAAGACAGUCAGUAAACAGGUGUGGAAACCAGCGUGGAAGAAAAUCCAGGUUCCUGUCUGGAAAGAAAUACAGGUGCCUGUAUGGAAGGAGAUUCAAGUUCCCGACUGGAAGAAAAUCCAGAAGCCGAUAUGGAAAGAGAUUCAGGUGCCAAUAUGGAAAGAAAUUCAAAUUCCAGACUGGAAAAAGAUAAACGUUCCAGUGUGGAAAGAAAUACAGGUGCCUGUAUGGAAGGAAAUCCAAGUCCCAGACUGGAAGCAAAUCUGGGUACCAGAACUGGUAAAAAUAUGGGUACCAGGAGAGAAAUCUCACGGGAAAGACCAACAUGGCUGGGAGUACACGUCCCACGGCUUGUGGAAGAAGAAACUCAUUUGGAAGCCGAUCUGGAAGAAAAUCUGGCGCACGGACAAGAAGCUGAUCUGGGUGCCCGAGAAGAAGCUGGAGUGGAAGAUCGAGUACAAGCAGAUCUGGCGUACCGAGAAGAAGCAGAUCUGGGUGCCGGAGAAGAAGCUCAUCUGGAAGGAGGAGCUCGUCCAGAUCUGGAGGCCCGACAAGAAGCUCGUCUGGGUGCCCGACAAGAAGCUGGUCUGGAAGGACGAGUGGAAGCAGAUCCAGGUGCCCGCAUGGAAGCAGAUCCAGGUUCCGGCGUGGAAGAAGGUGUGGAAGCCCGUCUGGCAGAAGGUGUGGGUGCCGAUCCACCACGAGGAGCACCACGGCUGGGACUGACGCUGAGCUGAGCCGAGCCGAGCCGAGCCGAGUAGAGCCGAAUCCACCCGGCCGCCGGGGCAGACAGCGGCCGCGAGCUGUGGCCCCAAGCCACGAGUACAAAUCCAGUAGACGCCGCGUUGCCGUCACGGCGCCAGCUGUUGCUACUUUUUGUAACAUACCCGCUUUGUUAUUUGUUGUAUCUAGUAUGUUUUGUACAGUUCUUUUUGUAU